CCCAGGGUCUGUUCCCGCCUCUUGGGCUAGGCCCGAAAGGGGCGGAACGCUGUAGUGCGGCUGGUGGUUUCUCUUCCGGACGGAAAAGAGGAGCGUACUGAGCGUCGCGUCGCGGGAGCAGCUCUUUGGUCCGGUUUGGUUCCCCGCUCCCGCGACAUGGCCUUCAAUUUUGGGGCUCCCUCGGGCACCUCGGGCAGCGCUGCAGCCACCGCGGCCCCCGCGGGAUUUGGUGGGCUUGAGACUGCCAACUCCACCGCCAGUGGGUUUAAUUUUGGGGGUUUCGGAUUAACUGCUAAUCCUGCAGUGAACUUUAAUAUUGGGAAUUUCGGUGUUUCUACUACCUCGGCGACUCCGUUCAAUUUUGGUAACAGUCUGGCAAGUGCAGGUGGGUUUGGAGGAUUUGGUACAACAUCUACAACUGCAGGUUCUGCGUUCAGCUUUUCUGCCCCAACUAACACAGGCACUACUGGACUCUUUGGUGGUACUCAGAACAAAGGUUUUGGAUUUGGUACUGGUUUUGGCACAACAACAGGAACUAGUACUGGUUUAGGUACUGGUUUGGGAACUGGACUGGGAUUUGGAGGAUUUAACACACAGCAGCAGCAACAGCAGCAAAAUACAUUAGGUGGUCUCUUCAGUCAGCCUGCCCAAGCUCCUACCCAGUCCAACCAGCUGAUAAAUACUGCAAGUGCUCUUUCUGCUCCGACACUAUUGGGAGAUGAAAGAGAUGCUAUUUUGGCAAAAUGGAAUCAACUGCAGGCAUUUUGGGGAACAGGAAAAGGAUAUUUCAAUAAUAAUAUUCCACCAGUGGAAUUCACACAAGAAAAUCCCUUUUGCCGAUUUAAGGCAGUAGGUUAUAGUUGUAUGCCCAAUAAUAAAGAUGAAGAUGGGCUAGUGGUUUUAGUUUUCAACAAAAAGGAAACAGAUAUUCGAAGCCAACAACAGCAGUUGGUAGAAUCACUGCACAAAAUUUUGGGAGGAAACCAGACCUUAACUGUAAAUGUAGAGGGUAUUAAAACAUUGCCAGAUGAUCAGACAGAAGUUGUCAUUUAUGUUGUUGAACGUUCUCCAAAUGGUACAUCAAGAAGAGUUCCAGCUACAACAUUAUAUGCACAUUUUGAACAAGCUAAUAUAAAAACACAAUUGCAGCAACUUGGUGUAACACUUUCUAUGACUAGAACAGAACUAUCUCCUGCACAGAUUAAACAGCUUUUACAGAAUCCUCCUGCUGGUGUUGAUCCUAUUAUUUGGGAACAAGCCAAGGUGGAUAACCCUGAUUCUGAAAAGUUAAUUCCUGUACCAAUGGUGGGUUUCAAAGAGCUGCUUCGAAGAUUGAAGGUUCAAGAUCAGAUGACUAAGCAGCAUCAGACCAGAUUAGAUAUUAUAUCUGAAGAUAUUAGUGAGCUACAAAAGAAUCAAACUACAACUAUGGCCAAAAUUGCACAAUACAAGAGGAAACUCAUGGAUCUUUCCCAUAGAACCUUACAGGUCCUAAUCAAACAGGAAAUUCAAAGGAAAAGUGGUUAUGCCAUCCAAGCUGAUGAAGAGCAACUGCGGGUUCAGCUAGAUACAAUUCAGUGUGAACUGAAUGCACCUACUCAGUUCAAAGGCCGACUAAAUGAACUGAUGUCCCAAAUCAGAAUGCAAAAUCAUUUUGGAGCAGUCAAAUCUGAAGAAAGAUAUUAUAUAGAUGCAGACCUAUUGCGAGAAAUUAAGCAGGAUCCCUGUAGUGUAUUUCAAGUAAAGAAUAAGAAAGAUAAAGACUGUAUCAAACUAUGGAGCAACAAAAAGAUUUACAACAGAAGCACUGAUUAAAAUGAUGAAUGUCCCAAAUGGUGGAAGAAGCCUUUUGCCAGAGGAUGCAGAAGGAUUGGUUUCGGGACCUGGAACAGGAGCUGGACCUGGACCUGGACCUGGACCUGGAUCUGGACCUGGAGCUGGAGCUGGAGCUGUUAAUGAGAACACACAGUCACUGACACAUCAUUUUUUGGUAUCAAAUAUCAUCAUCUAUACCAUAUAUCCUGAAUAUGUAAAUGCUAUAAGUUAGAAGCUUACUGAAAUGCUUCUACUCGGGAACAAUUUUCAAAUAAAUGUAGUUCUUAAGAACUACAUUUACACACACACACACACACACACACACACACACAGAUCAUCAGGUCAUGCUGCUCUGGGUUUUAUCUAAGGUUUCACAGGAUUUAAAAGCCAAGAUAAUUUUUUAAGUUCUCUUGAAUUUCUUAGAAAUUUUUGUUUCUAUUUUCUGUAUAUUCGUGCAAAGUAAAGACUGUCUCUUCUAUUUCAAACAAGACAACACAUUUCACAUGCAUAUGCAAACCGCUUCCAGAUAAUAGCUUCCUUUUAAAGCAUUGAUUCUGCAAGCUGACAGAAAAUAGUUUUUCCUCUACGUAUACAUGGCUAUAGAGAAAACUGCUUUCCUUGCAUCUGAAUUCUUAUAGAGAAUCAGUGGACUCCAUCUACAGGAUAAUCCGUUUUAUGCUGCUCUAAACUCAGAUAAUGGAUUUAAGGUAUGUUUUUCUUUAAACAGACUGUACAGGGAAAGAUUAUCCCAAAUGGGAUAACCAGACUUCAUAAGUGAAACCAAGAAAAAGAAUUUUAUAAAAGCCUUCAUGUCACAGGACGUGGUGGUGCAUGCCUGUAAUCCCAGCGGCUCAGGAGGCUGGGACAGGAGGAUCCUGAGUUCAAAGCCAGCCUCAGCAAAAGCGAAGCACUAAGCUACUCAAUGAGACCCUGUCUCUAAAUAAAAUACAAAAACAGGGCUGAUGUGGCUCAGUGGUCAAGUGCCCCUGAGUCAAUUCCCAGUACCCCCCUCAAAAAAAGCCUUCAUGUCAAUUUAUUUGCCAUAGUUAUAAAUCUGCAGUUGUAUGAGACAGGGAAAUAGGAUAAACUCAUGCAUUAGUAUGUCAUCAUAGAACAGUGGUUCUCAAGAGUAUAGUAAGCCCUAAGAGGCAAUCUGGACAACUGUCAAAGGGAUUUUCUCUUUUAUUCUUUUUUUUUUUUUUUUUAAUGGUGCUGGGGAUUGAACCCAGGGCCUUGUGCAUGCAAGGCAAGCACUCUACCAACUGAGCUAGACACCCAGCCUGAUUUUCUUUUUUAUUGUUAUACCAAUGGGGUGCGGGUAGGAGGGCUAGAUAUGCUGAGAUGAUUAAGAGAGUUUUGCACAAUGAAAAAUCAACCUACUUCAUGCCCAACUUUCAAAUGCACUGCUAGACACAUAUGCAAGUUAAAAACCUAUUUAUAGUGAUUAAAUCCAGAAUCUAAAUCAGUUUUACAUAUAAACAAAAUAUUUUCAGAUGGUUUUAAUAAAAAUUAAACAUUUUUAUCUAGUA
Messenger RNA from Ictidomys tridecemlineatus (thirteen-lined ground squirrel), 3344 nucleotides. It is a transcript of the gene Nup54, whose product is annotated as nucleoporin 54. Gene Ontology annotation, cellular component: nuclear pore; nuclear pore central transport channel. Gene Ontology annotation, biological process: nuclear pore organization; NLS-bearing protein import into nucleus; protein localization to nuclear inner membrane. Gene Ontology annotation, molecular function: structural constituent of nuclear pore. The record is from RefSeq and is a predicted model, not a curated record. NCBI's taxonomy places the organism in Eukaryota, Metazoa, Chordata, Mammalia, Rodentia, Sciuridae.